AUGGAGGUCAAAAUCUCUGAAUCUGCGUUCAACACACGCGUAGAAAAGCUGCAGGGGGCGCUGAACACGCACAAAGACGCGUUUGGCGGCGCCGACUCGGUUCUGCUGCUAAUUGGCAAAGGUGGAGAUGACAAUCCCUACAUCAAGACUGCCGUGGCCCAAAACUGGCUGCUGGGCUACGAGUUUUUCUCCACAGCUCUGCUGGUGACGCCCAAGCGGGUCAUUUUCGUCACAAACUCGUCCAAGGCCGUCCAUCUAGAGGGUCUCAAGAAGGACGACAAGGUGGAGGUGUGGGUGCGGCCCAAGGAGGGAGGUAAGGAGGUGAUGGAGAAGCUGGCCAAGGUGGCCAAGGAGGCCGGCAACAAGCUUGGCGUCGUGGUCAAGGACAAGUUCCGAGGCCCCAUUGUCGACGAGUUUGAAGCUGCCCUCAAGGACAGUGGGAUCGAAAAGGUCGACAUUGAGGUCGGGCUGUCCCACCUGCUGGAAGCCAAGGAUGACGACGAAAUCAAGAGCAUCCGGGUGGCGUCGCGGGCCUCCACGGCCUACCUGACAAAGUUCUUCACCGACCAGAUGCUUGGUAUCGUCGACGAGGAGCGGCGGCUGUCGCACUCAAAGUUCUCGGAGCAGAUUGAAAACAAGCUGCAGGACGAGGGCUUCUUUGCGCAGAACCAGGUCAAGCUGGGCAGCGACUUCCACCAGACCAACCUCGAGUGGUGCUACAUGCCAAUCAUUCAAUCCGGAGGCAAGUACGAUCUGCGGCCCUCGGCUGUGUCUGACGACGCAAACCUCCACGGAGGCACGAUUGUGUGUACCCUGGGUACCCGAUACAAGGGCUAUUGCUCUAACGUGGGUCGAACCUUUAUGAUCAACCCCACCAAGGCCCAAGAGCAGAACUACGAAGUGCUGGUGGGCCUGCGGGAAAAGGUGUUUGACUCCAUCAAGGUCGGCGCCAAGGCCUGCGACGUCUACAACGCCGCCGUCUCCUACAUCAAGUCCAAGGCCCCCAAGCUCGAGGCUCACCUGCUAAAAACCAUAGGCUGGAGCAUUGGCAUUGACUUCCGAGACGCCAAGUUCCUGCUAAACGCCAAGUGCCAGCGAGAGAUUGUCGACGGCUCCACGUUUGACGUGUCGCUGGGCUUCCAGAACCUGACCAACUCGGCCGCCACCGAUCCCAAGAACAAGACAUACUCGCUUGCUCUGGUCGACACUGUGCGUGUCACUCGAGCAGGCGUGGCUGUUCUGACCGAUUCCGCGCCCGUGGCUCUGUCGGAAGUCACCUACUUCUUUGAGGAUGACGACGAGGACGCCGAGAAGGAAAAGAAGAAGAAGGAGCAGGCCAAAAAAGAGAAAAAACAGCAACAGGCGGCUGCUACCGUGUCGUCCAUCACCCGGACCAAGCUGCGUCAUGAGGCUCGAGCCGAAGAUAACAAUGACCAGAAACGAAAGGACGACCAGAAAGCCCUGCACGAAAAGCUCAACAAGGCCGGCCUGGAACGGUUCAAGAACACAGAAGGUGCUCUUAACGGCGAGGAGAAGGUGGUCAUCAAGAAGUUUGAGUCGUACAAGCGAGAUACUCAGCUGCCCCAGAAUCUGCUCAAGGAUCUGCGGGUCCACGUGGACACCCGGUCGCAGUCCAUCAUUCUGCCCAUCAACGGCCGGCCCGUGCCCUUCCACAUCAACACGUACAAGUCUGGCUCGAAAACUGACGAGGGCGACUACGUGUACAUCCGGCUCAACUUGUCGUCUCCGGGCCAGAUUGCAGGCUCCAAGAAGGACGCGCCCCAGGUGUUUGAGGACCCUGACGCACAGUUCCUGCGGUCCAUCACGUUCCGGUCGCGGCACGUGGAGCACAUGAACGAUGUUUUCAAGCAGAUCCAGGACCUCAAGAAGGCAUCGACCAAAAAGGAGGCCGAGAAGAAGGAGAUGGAGGACGUGGUGGCCCAGGAUUCGCUGGUGGAGGUGCGAGCUCGACGGCCGCUCAAGCUGGACGCUGUGUUUGUGCGUCCUGCACCGGACGGAAAGCGAGUUGCAGGCACUCUGGAGAUCCACCAGAACGGUCUCCGAUACGUCUCGCCCAUCCGGUCCGACCACAAGAUUGACGUGCUGUUUGACAACAUUAAGCAUCUAUUUUUCCAGCCUACCGAGGGCGAGCUCAUUGUGUGCAUUCAUGCGCAUCUUAAAAACCCCAUCCUGAUCGGCAAAAAGAAGACGUGGGACGUGCAGUUUUAUCGAGAGGCCAGCGACAUGGCUUUUGACGAAACUGGAAACCGGAAGCGAAAGUACCGGUACGGAGAUGAGGACGAGCUGGAGGCCGAGCAGGAGGAACGAAGACGACGGCUGCAGCUCGACAAGGAGUUCAAGGCCUUCUCUGAGAAGAUUUCCGAGGCGUCUGACCGAAAGGUCGAUGUCGAUACUCCCUUCCGAGAGCUGGGAUUCCACGGUGUUCCGUUCCGGUCCAACGUUCUGCUCCAGCCCUCUGCCGACUGUCUGGUCCAGCUCAUUGAUACGCCCUUUUCGGUCAUUACUCUGGGCGAAAUCGAGCUGGCGCAUCUUGAGCGAGUCCAGUUUGGUCUCAAGAACUUCGAUCUGGUGUUUGUCUAUAAGGACUUCAACCGGCCCGUUACACACAUCAACUCGAUUCCGGUGGACCAGCUGGAUGCCGUCAAGGACUGGCUCAACGAGGUUGAGAUUCCGUACUCUGAGGGUCCCGUCAACCUUAACUGGGGAUCCAUUAUGAAGACCGUUGUUGCCGACCCCCAGGAGUUUUUUACUUCCGGUGGAUGGUCUUUCCUGGACCUGGAGUCGGACGACGAGGAUCAAGAGGAGGAGGAGUCCGAGUUUGAGGUGUCUGACGACGAGCCCGAGGACGAGGAUGAGGACUCGGAGGAGUUUGCCUCUGAAGACGAUUCCGAGGGCGAUUUUGACUCUGAGGAGGAGAGUGGCGAGGACUGGGAUGAGUUGGAGAAGCAGGCAGCUGCUGAAGAUGGUGAGCCUCCCCGAAAGAAGCGCUAA
This is a messenger RNA of Yarrowia lipolytica CLIB122, 3012 nucleotides long. RefSeq lists its product as uncharacterized. Gene Ontology annotation, cellular component: FACT complex. The record is from RefSeq and is a predicted model, not a curated record. Gene Ontology annotation, biological process: transcription elongation by RNA polymerase II. NCBI's taxonomy places the organism in Eukaryota, Fungi, Ascomycota, Dipodascomycetes, Dipodascales. Gene Ontology annotation, molecular function: nucleosome binding.